Molecule: messenger RNA, 849 nt
Organism: Fraxinus pennsylvanica
Lineage: Eukaryota; Viridiplantae; Streptophyta; Magnoliopsida; Lamiales; Oleaceae
Source: the annotation of a GenBank genome assembly
AUGGAAGAGCAGAGCGGCGGCUCGCGCCGAACGCGGUCGCAAGCCGCGCCGGACUGGACAGUGCAAGAAUCGGUGAUUCUCAUAAACGAGAUCAACGCGGUGGAAUCGGAAUGGGGUGGUACGUUGCCUUCCUUCCAGAAAUGGCAGCAAAUAGUGGAAAAUUGCAACGCGCUAGAGGUGAACAGGAACUUGAAUCAGUGCAAAAGAAAAUGGGAUGCAUUAUUAAACGAGUACAACAGGUUAAAGAAUGAAGAUGGAGGAGGAGCAAAUGGACUAUUAGAUAUUGAGGUUUUUAGGGCAAUUGACAGGUGUGUCAAGGCCAAAGGGAAGAAGAGUGACAGUCAUAGCACGGCGGCUGAGACUGAGGUUGAGGCGGUGGCGGAGGCGGAGGCGCAGUCUGUGAUGGAUACCGACCCGGAUUCUGACCCAGAAGCGCAGGGUCCUUCGACCACAUUCUUAUUGGAAACGGGUUCCAAGAAGCAAGGGCAGAGGAUGAAGCGCCAAAAGCGAAAAAUUCAAAGAUUAAAUCCAUGGGGAUACGUCACGAGUGGGAAAAUAAUGUUAGAGCAAACCAGCAGAAAUGAAAAGAUGUAUUCAAGUGCUAAUGAGGAGAGCAAUGUAGAAACGAAGGAAGAAACACUAGCUCAAAUUCUACGGGAAAAUGCACUGCAAAUUAAUGCAAUACUUGAAGGGAACCUAGCGGAUGAUGUGGACUACAGAUUAGCUGAUCUUAAAAACGCAGAUGCCGUACAGAUUGAUUUUGCUAGACGCCAAGGUGACAAGCUUAUUGACUGUUUUGGAAAAAUUUCGGAUACUCUUAACCAGCUUUGUGAUUUAGUCCGACAAUGA